CGCCGCCCCGCUCUCAUCUUCCCUCAGCCGGCGUUCGUCAUGCUGCCAGAUAGAGACGCCUGUGGGACAAAAUGACAGCUGACAAGGACAAGAGGAGGGCGAUCAGCCGAGAGGCGGCCAGACGGAGACGGAAAGUGGAGUCCGAUAAGUUCGAGGAGCUGUCCGGCCUCCUGCCGCUGCCGCCCUCCGUCCGCUCCCACCUGGACAAGCCCUCCAUCAUUCGCCUGACGCUCAGUUACAUGCGCAUUCACACACUGCUCAAAGAAAAUUCAGGAUUCAUUGCGCAGUGCAGACAUAGAGUGAAACCUCAGCAUGCGGUGAAAGCUGGAGGGAACAGUGACCCGGAGCCCAGAGAGUCUCAGGACUUGGGGCUGCUGGAUGAGAGCAGCCUGUACAUGAGGAUCCUGGAGGGCUUCCUCAUGGUCUUGUCCUCCGACGGGAACAUGGUCUUCCUCUCUGACAACGUCAACAAGUACAUGGGCCUGACGCAGACUGAGCUGAUGGGACACAACAUCUUUGAGUACGCUCAUCCCUGCGAUCAUGAAGAAAUCAAACAUAAUCUACGAGUCACUGCAGAGGGAGUUUGCUGUGGUGAGAGGAGGGACUUUGUCGUGAGGAUGAAAAGCGCCCUGACCCAACGGGGGAGAAGCGCCACCCUCAAGUCUGCUACGUGGAAGGUCCUGCACUGUCAGGGCAGAGUGAACGUCUGUGUGUUCCGCUCCUCGAUUUCCUGCCUGCUCUUGACCUGCCGACCCCUGCCCCUGCCACACACGCUCCUUAAUGCACACACCUUCACCAGCCAGCACAGCAUGGACAUGAAGUUCAUCUACUGCGACCAGAGCGUGACUUGUCUUUUAGGCUACAGCCCACAGGAACUGCUGGGCCGUUCCGUCUACGAUUUCUGUCACACGCUGGAUGCAACCUGCUUGCAGAAAAGUCACUUCAACUUGUGCUGGAAGACUCAGUCAGUCAGCGGUCAGUACAGGAUGCUGGUGAAAGGUGGAGGCUACGUCUGGGUGGAGAGUCACAGCGCCGUCAUCCCCUCCAAGUCCAGACCCGCCGCCCACCAGCCUGUCCUGAUCUUCAGUAUCACCUAUGUCCUCAGUGGCGUGGAGGAGCCGCUGCUGCAGCUGUCUGUGGACCAGACCAGACCGUACUCCAAGUGACACAGUCUGAAGAAAACCCAGCAGAGCCCAGCUUCCUCCUGUGAAUUUCUAUCUUCUAUUUUUAUAAAUGUAACUUGUAAUAAAUA
Molecule: messenger RNA, 1252 nt
Organism: Salarias fasciatus (jewelled blenny)
Lineage: Eukaryota; Metazoa; Chordata; Actinopteri; Blenniiformes; Blenniidae
Gene: epas1a
Product: endothelial PAS domain protein 1a
Exons: 9
Coding region: 72-1166 (364 amino acids)
Biological process (GO): regulation of transcription by RNA polymerase II; cellular response to hypoxia
Molecular function (GO): protein dimerization activity; DNA-binding transcription factor activity, RNA polymerase II-specific; RNA polymerase II transcription regulatory region sequence-specific DNA binding
Source: RefSeq, a predicted model, not a curated record